This is a messenger RNA of Phytomonas sp. EM1, 1078 nucleotides long. Lineage: Eukaryota; Euglenozoa; Kinetoplastea; Trypanosomatida; Trypanosomatidae. The record is from the annotation of a GenBank genome assembly.
GAAACAAUUUAACGAAAAGGAACAUCUUCUUGCAGGGCUACUAGCAUAAAUGAUGCGUUUUUUUAUCAUACUCAUAACCAGUAUAUGGUUCCUUGCACUUGCUGCUACUAUUUGCACCUUGCCACUGACCAUAGAUAUCCUCACUUUAAAAGUUCUGCACAUUGGUGUCUCCCAUGGGCAAAUCAGAGUCCUUAAAGCACUAGAUUAUAUCGUGAACCUGACGCGGUAUACGGAUGCGUUCCCGUCCCCUUUCUAUACUUUAGCUACUGCAGAUCUGAAAGAUGAAACUGGCAAGGAAAUUUUCGGGUUUCUUGUUCAAAAAUCAUUCGAUGUCAACGCAGACGCUAGUUACAAUGCUCAUCCAUUGACUACUGUCUAUCGGAAGAACCGUCCACAUAUCGCCAUCUGGUUUAUCACGCAACCCAAUAUCAUUGCGGAGGUCUACAUGGAGAAGCUUACCUGUUAUGAGGCUAGUGCUGUUCAUCCAAACAUUACACUUGUCCUAGAACAUAAUGAGAUACGCAGGUGUGCGUAUCAACAUCCCCGAAUAUCCCGCUACGCGUCAAGCAAACUCAAGUCGCACUACGAGGCGAUCUACAAGCAGCCCCAGCCUUCACCCAUGAUAAAUGGUAUAGGCCCUACUGAGGGGGUGCCGGAUGCUGAAUGGUGGAAGUACACAGCGCGGAAUCUGCAUCCACUGUCUGGAACUAUUGACCAGCCCUGGACCGUCAUAAAUCCUGCAUACUUUCAUGACUUUUCUAGUGUAUUGUUGUUUUAUGUAUUUUCGCAACUAGAAAACACGAUGAACAUAUUAGUUUUAGUUGCUGCUCUCGUUUUUAGUCUUAUAUGGUUCAGUAGUUGGAUAAGGGUUUUGUCAUGGUGAAAAAAGAACAACGAACCAAGGGAAAAGCCAGUUGUACAGACUGUGAAGCUCAAGGAAAGAUCAAAAAAAGCAGAACUAAUGGAGUCGGUUCCAUCAAUUAUUUCAGAAAUUCAUCGGCGUUUUCCUUAGGCCCCUAAGUUUCUGCAAAUUGUAGUCAAAAAAUCCGUAUUUUUCCCUUCAUGGAGGAGAACGUAU